GCGAAAUAUAAAAACGUCAUCCGCUCGGCGUGAUUCGCUGGCACUGGACAGCUUACGGUCGUUGGAUUACAUUUGUAAGCCUAAUUCUUGCCUGGCAUUCGCUCCGUAGCUUAUUCAGGCGCGGGACAAGCGCUAGACAUCACUGCACCCUCUGGUGCCUCAUCACGCUGCCAGCUCCCGACGCCGCCAGCGCGAGCGACGUCAAUCUCCAACGCCGCCCGCGCGACGAGCGCGACCCUUUCAAAGAAACAAGGGCAUGCCGCGCCGCAUCAUCACUGUUCUCGGCACCGCCGCGGCCCUCACGGCGACGAUGCGACCACCUGUAACACUAAACGCGGCGUCGCAACGCAACGCGGAGUUAGCGAGACAAGCCGCGACCAAGCAAGCGAACGACAAAGGUUUAUUAUGGCUCGAGCACAUUAAUAUCGUCGUGGGCGACCGACAGGAGGCGGAACGGUUUUACUUUGAAGAGGGCCUAGGCUGUUAUCGCGACCCGGCCAAACCGGGCGGCCCCGGGACGAGUGGCACGAUGUGGGCCAACCUUGGGAAUCAACAGUUCCACCUCGCGCAGGAGGAGGACGACGACCCGAGGCAAGUCGUCCGAGGUAGUAUCGGAUUGUGCCUGCCCGAUGCCGACAAAGCGGCUACAAGGCUAGAGAAGUUCUGCGACGUCCAACGACAUGAUGACACGAGGUUCACGGUGACCUGCCCCGUUGGGAAUACAUUUCACUGCUAUCAAGUGGCGAAGGACCCCCCUACCGAGGGGAUAGGUAAAAGGCCGAAGAUGGUGAACCUUCAUAAAGGAGACGGCUACAAUGGCGACGCCUUUUCUGUAAGAAACGGCCCGGGCAUUCGAUACGUGCAGUUCCUGGUGGAGGACGCCCAGAGGGCCGCGCAGUCGUACGUCGACGAGUUCGGCGGUUCCGUGACGGAAGAUGACGGUCUCACGUGCGUCUCGGCCGGUCUCGGGCCGGUCCACCUCAUCUUUGAAAGUGCGGAGCCCGAUGCUAUUGCAGAUGAGAAGCAGGACGGCGUCCAUUUAUGUGUAUAUGUGGACGCCUUCGCCGAAAGGUAUGACCGGCUUCGGAAGGCCGCCCGCAUGUUCACGAACCCGCGGUUCAAGCACCUGGACACGUGCGACUCGCUCGAGGAGGCGCUCGCGUCGCGCACCUUCCGCUUCGCGUUUCCGGCGGUGCCUUUUGUGGAGCACGAGACGCGCGCGCUGACUCAUCAGCAGUUCCUCAAGCGGAUUAAGUACGAACCACUGUAG
Pelagomonas calceolata is the source of this 1270-nucleotide messenger RNA. The record is from the annotation of a GenBank genome assembly. NCBI's taxonomy places the organism in Eukaryota, Pelagophyceae, Pelagomonadales, Pelagomonadaceae.